AUGAGCAUGUACGGGAGGGACCCGUGGGGCGGGCCGCUGGAGAUAUGCCACCCCGACUCGGCCACGGACGACGACCGCAGCCGGAACCUGGACAUCGACCGGGGCGCGCUGUCGCGGACGCUCGACGAGACGCAGCAGAGCUGGCUGCUGGCGGGGCCCGGGGACCAGGGCCGCAAGAAGAAGAAGUACGUCGACAUCGGCUGCCUCGUCGUCAGCCGCAAGCUCUUCGUCUGGACGCUCGGGGUGCUCCUCGCCGCCGCCGUCUUCGCGGGGGUCGUCGCCGGGAUCGCCAAGGCCAUCCCCAGGCGCCACCGCCCGCCGCCGCCGCCCGACGACUACACCGUCGCGCUGCACAAGGCGCUCAGGUUCUUCAAUGCACAGAGAUCUGGGAAGCUUCCGAAACACAACAAUAUACCAUGGCGUGGUAACUCUUGCAUGAAGGACGGACUUUCUGACCCUGCAGUCCGGCGAAGCCAGGUUGGCGGGUACUAUGAUGCUGGGGACGCUGUCAAGUUCAAUUUCCCAGCUGCCUUCUCCAUGACCCUCCUCAGCUGGAGCGUCAUUGAGUACAGUGCUAAGUACGAUGCUGUCGGGGAACUUGGCCAUGUCCGUGACAUUAUCAAGUGGGGAUCAGACUACUUCUUGAAGACCUUUAAUUCCACAGCCGAUAGCAUUGAUCGUGUCAUUGCGCAGGUGGGAAGUGCUGCAACUUCACCUGGUUCGACACAGCCCAAUGAUCAUUAUUGUUGGAUGAGGCCAGAGGACAUUGACUACCCACGUCCAGUGGUUGAGUGCCACGCUUGUUCAGAUCUUGCUGCUGAAAUGGCUGCAGCAUUAGCUGCAGCAUCGAUUGUAUUCAAGGACAAUAAGGCUUACUCACAGAAGCUUGUACACGGUGCUACCACUCUGUUCCAGUUUGCAAGGGAGCGACGUGGGAGGUAUAGUGCAGGUGGCUCAGAUGCUGCAAAGUUCUACAAUUCAACCAGUUACUGGGAUGAGUUUGUGUGGGGUAGUUCAUGGAUGUACCUUGCAACUGGCAAUUCAUCAUACUUGACUCUAGCCACACACCCUAAACUUGCAAAGCAUGCUGGCGCUUUCUGGGGUGGACCAGAUUAUGGUGUGUUCAGCUGGGACAAUAAGCUCACUGGUGCACAGGUUCUUCUAAGCCGGUUGAGGCUUUUCUUGAGUCCUGGAUAUCCAUAUGAGGAGAUGUUGAGGACAUUCCACAACCAAACUAGCAUUAUCAUGUGUUCCUACCUUCCAAUCUUUAAAUCUUUCAACAGAACAAGAGGUGGUUUGAUUCAGUUAAAUCACGGGAAGCCACAACCCCUUCAGUAUGUGGUCAACGCUGCAUUCCUUGCUUCUGUGUUCAGUGACUAUCUUGAGGCUGCGGAUACUCCUGGGUGGUAUUGUGGCCCCCAUUUCUACUCUAUUGAGGUUCUUCGCAGUUUUGCAAGGACUCAGAUUGAGUACAUCUUGGGAAAGAAUCCUUUGAAGAUGAGCUAUGUGGUUGGGUUCGGAAACCAUUACCCCAAGCAUGUUCACCACCGGGGCGCCUCGAUCCCUAAGAAUGGUGUUCACUAUGGUUGCAAAGGAGGGUGGAAAUGGAGGGACACCAAGAAGCCAAACCCUAAUAUCAUAGUAGGGGCCAUGGUUGCUGGCCCUGAUCGCCAUGACGGGUUCAAAGAUGUCCGCAAGAAUUUUAACUACACUGAAGCAACGCUGGCGGGCAAUGCUGGUCUAGUUGCAGCAUUGGUAGCUUUGUCGGGUGAAGGCCACGGGGUGGACAAGAACGCUAUGUUCUCUGCAGUACCGCCCAUGUUCCCUUCGCCUCCGCCGCCACCUGCCCCAUGGAAACCAUGA
Molecule: messenger RNA, 1863 nt
Organism: Miscanthus lutarioriparius
Lineage: Eukaryota; Viridiplantae; Streptophyta; Magnoliopsida; Poales; Poaceae
Source: the annotation of a GenBank genome assembly